CGAAAGGAAAAGGAAGCGCGAGGAGUCACUCUGUUCAGCGGUAUUUUGUCUACGGACUGAUUUUGCAUGCCGCAAUCUUUCACACUCGCCACCAAUAACGACUGGUUGUCUGCAUUGCAAUCACAAUGCUCAUUCACCAGAGCUGGCUGGCAGCCUGCACAAUCACAUUUCUGAAAGUCGCGAACGGACAACAAUUCGAUUCUUCGACAUCGCCAUGCCCGGCUCGCUGCGAUAUCGAGAGUCCAACCUCUUGGACAUACUACUACGAUCUCGCCGAGCUCGAUAGCUGCGAUGGUACCACCAUCUUUCAAUUGAAUGUCAAAAAUGCGGUCAACGAUCCCAACACACAUGUGUACUUCCGUGCAUGUACUGUUACGGGUGACAUUAUCGGCGAGGACACGAACGUCGGCAGUCGCAUCGUGAAGAGGCAGCAGCUCUCUUUCAACCAAACAGUUCCUGAGUCAAGUCUGGUCACCCUUAGUACUUCUGGAAGCCCUUCGGCCGAUGCUGCAAGUGCACAGUCUGCAUUGAGUGGACUGCAGACAUAUCUCCAGAAUGGUGUUCGUGAGAACACAAUCCUCUUCUCGAGAGCUGGCCAGACAAUUGCAGGGUUAUUUUCUGGAUCGCAGGUCGAAUCAGCCAGCGCGCAUUCCGCUGUGUCACGUCUAGGCUCGUUCUUGAGUCAAGGUGCGCAGGCGCAGCAGACCAUUGCACAGGCUUGCGGCUCUGGCAACGGCACUAUCAGUCCACAGUUCUUUGGAGUAGUCGUAGACACCACCGGAGACGUGGCCGCAGUGCAAGAAGCACUGAGAAGUUGGAAGGACGCUGAAUGUGUUACCAGUGGUACUUCUAUCACUUGGGAACGUGUCACGGUCAAUAUUAUGCCCGGAAGCGACGUCUCAGUGGUGCCUAGUACAGACAGUGAGCCUGCAGAUACCAGACUCGAUGCGAGAUCAUCGCUUCAGCGUAGAGAUACGUGCCGAUACACACAGGUGCAAGCCGGAGAUGGGUGCUUCUCGGUCGCUCAACGAUGUGGAAUCCCGCAGUCAGAAAUGGAACGUUAUAACAGAAACGGUCUUUGCACCAGUCUCAAACCUGACGAGUACGUUUGCUGCUCCAGCGGUGAUCUUCCUGACUUCUCGCCACAACCGGGCGCCGAUGGCCAGUGUGUUGCAUACACUGUAGAAGCUGGAGACACAUGUUUCGAUAUUGCUGAAGCCCACCAGAUGACCGUCGACGACAUACUUGCCCGGAACACUCAAACUUGGGGAUGGAUGGGCUGCGAGAAUAUCCUUCUGGGGGCCAAGAUAUGCCUCAGCACUGGAACGCCGCCAUUUCCAGCGGAAGUUUCCAACGCUGUCUGUGGACCUCAAGCUCCUCUGGAUGAUAUAAGCACACGUCCUACAGAUCCCGAUGACUGGAUCGACUUUAAUCCAUGUCCCCUCAAUGCGUGCUGCAACAUCUGGGGCCAGUGUGGCAUCACCAGCGAGUUUUGCACAGUCAGUCCGAGUGAGACUGGCAAUCCUGGCACCGCUGCACCUGGAAGUAAUGGCUGUGUAUCCAAUUGUGGCACCGACAUCAUCACCGGCCCAGGACCUACGAACUUUGAGCACGUGGGCUACUACGAAUCGUACCACAUUGAUCGUCCAUGCAACUUUAUGUCCAUUUCUGACAUUCCUGAUAAAUACACCAUCGUUCACUGGGCAUUUGGAGACAUCACUGACGACUUCCGUGCCUCGAUCUCACCCUAUGAGAAUGACUGGAACGAUUUCAAAGCAGCGACUGGCUUCAAACGUAUAGUAUCUUUCGGCGGCUGGGCGUUCUCUACUGAGCGUUCGAGCUACUACAUCUUCCGACAAGGAGUUUUGCCAGCGAACAGACAGACUUUCGCGAACAAUAUGGCCGAUUUCGUCCAGCGAGAAGGCUUGGAUGGAGUCGAUUUUGACUGGGAGUACCCUGGGGCUCCCGAUGGUCAAGGCUCGGGCAUUCCUGUUGACGCACCAGAAAGAGGACUCGACUACCUUGAGUUUCUCAAGCUUGUUCGUGCAGCUCUGCCGUCGCAAUACACAAUCGGCAUCGCCGCACCUGCAUCAUUCUGGUACCUCAAAGCAUUUCCCAUCGCAGAGAUCUCACAGGUGGUUGACUACAUUGUCUACAUGACCUACGAUCUUCAUGGGCAAUGGGACUAUGGUAACAAGUGGACUUCACCAGGAUGUCCUAACGGCAAUUGCCUUCGUUCACACAUCAACCAGACAGAGACUGAAACGGCGCUUUCCAUGGUUACGAAAGCGGGAGUCCCUGCAAACAAACUCUUGCUUGGUCAAGCUCUCUACGGGCGCAGCUUUAAAAUGAGCUCUGCCGGCUGCUACACUGGAGAGUGCACUUUCAGUGGGCCGUCCAGCGGUGCAGCGCCUGGCCGUUGCACUGGAGUAGGCGGUUACCUUUCCAACCUGGAGAUCCGCGAAAUCAUAGAAGGGGGCCAGCACAGCGUUCAGGAAUACUAUACCGAGGAAGCUGGUAACAUACUGGUCUACGAUGAGACUGAAUGGGUGUCGUGGGCCACGGAAUCUACCUAUGACUCUCGGACGGACUGGGCUCGCGGUCUCGGCCUUGGAGGGAUCUCUGACUGGGCCAUCGACCUUGACAUUACUGGCACUCGCAGUGGAAAUGGUAGCAAUGGCGGUGGCGGCGGUGAGAAUGGCGAGGUGGUUCUCAUUGAUCCCUCCAUCUAUUCCGAUCCCAACCCAGUCGCUUUCUGUCAACCCCCAUGCACCUUCGUAUUUCCGCCCUGGCAGUUGCCCUACACUACGACCAUCUCUCCGCCUCCCAUCACAUCGACAGUGGUGAACGCAUGGAACGAUGUGGUAACACGUCGGAAUCCUGAUGGUGCGACAAUGACAGAAACGCUUUCAUUCACGACUACAACUGUCACCGUGAUCACCGUCCCUGCAGUUACGACUACUGCCAUCAAUGUCUGGAAUUGGGUAUGGACAAACACAGAUCAGUCGAUAGCGACAUUGACGAGCAGUCUAAAAUUCCCGCCAUUAACCUUGACUCAAUCGAGCACGGUGUACAGGAUCUCGGAGAAUGAUGAAGAAACCACUAUCGAAGGUGCCACAUACACAUUUCUGCUGGGACCUUUCCCAUCUGUCGGUGCCACAGUUUCGGAUCCUUCUGUCACAUCUUCAACAACAGUUUUGCCACCGGGCCAGUCGCCAACCAUCACUACCCCAGGACAAACGACAACCAUCCCAACAGGUCAGCCAACACAACCUCCGGAUCAGACAACGCAGCCUCCACCCCCUACAAGCUGUGGAGACUGCCCGCCCACAGUCACUGUCUCAACCGGCACGCCUGGGCCAAUUUGCGAGGAUGGUUGCGGAGAGCCAUGCGAAUUCGGAUGCUCGAGGCCUGAGCCUUGUUCCCCUCUCGGGUUGGGCUGCAACUGCAUUGGAAUCGGCUGCGAUAACGGUCCUUGCUUGGGCCUAGGAUGCGUAGACUUUCCCGGCGGCAAUCCUCCUCCGGGCGGCUUUCCACCUCCCCCAGGCCCCCCUCCCCCAACACCACCUCCAGGCGAGUCACCUACUCGAACCACUUCAUCAGCUAGCAGUAGCUCCUCAUCCGCCGAAUCUUGUCCUCUGUUCAUAGAAGAGGGGUACACGGCGCCUCUUGACGAGAAUGGAGAACCAACCGAGCCAAAUGUCGAUGUUCCAAUUCCUGGUGGUGGAAAUGGAGGCGGAGGAACAACUUCAAGACCAGUGACUACGCCGCGACCGAGCACCACCGCUUCGUACAUAUCCUGCAGAACACAGAACCAGCAACCUGGCCAGGGUAUCACCCGAGCUUACUGCGUGUGUGAUGGUUCGACAUUUCCUCAGUCCACGGCUACGGAUCCUCCAAACAGCUGCGCUUAUACAUCAUUGCCAGGUCCAUCAGCUACAAUAAGUAUCACUCGUUUGCCCACAGGACCAACCAUAACGAGGCCCACGACGACAGAUCCACCGGCUCCCACCUCAGUUCCGAAUGACUAUACCUUCGUCAUCCUUGCACGCGAGAUCGUUGUGGGAAGCAUCGGUGGCGCGACCAUUAAUUGGAGCUGGGUCGGCAUCACGGUGCCAAUCGGAGAGGAAGUGAGCUCAAACUUCUGCAACCAGAACGACUUCCCUCAGGCUGUGCGCAAGGGCGUCGGCCGGUCCUCGCCGCCAAAAUUUCCCGACUCUCUUGGUCCAUUCGACCUCGAAGGCCGUGAUGAUUGCACUUAUGAAGGCGAUCCGGAUGGGCCACCGGGCUUCAUCACUUGUGACGGUGGGUAUGAGGCUACUUGCCUAGAAUUCACGGGAGUAGACGUGCUGGACUGUGCUCCAGCAUCCGGAAAUCCAGCGCGAGACAACUACUACUUUGCACUGCGCUGCUUUUACAGAUGAGGAGUCAAGUUGCGAUCGCUACAUAGGACAAAAUCAUCAAUAGGGUCGGUCACACGACUGGAACACCCUUCCGAACAUCACCAUUUUGAGUACAACUCUGUCGAGCGCCCACGGCUCAUUGAAGCUCCGUAAAUGCAGCGGACAGGCCAGGAUUUGCGCAAGCGCUCAAUAGACCGUACAUAGUGAGAAGAUCGGCAGUUGAGGUC
This is a messenger RNA of Cercospora beticola, 4630 nucleotides long. RefSeq lists its product as uncharacterized. Gene Ontology annotation, biological process: carbohydrate metabolic process. NCBI's taxonomy places the organism in Eukaryota, Fungi, Ascomycota, Dothideomycetes, Mycosphaerellales, Mycosphaerellaceae. The record is from RefSeq and is a predicted model, not a curated record. Gene Ontology annotation, molecular function: chitin binding; hydrolase activity, hydrolyzing O-glycosyl compounds.